GCUGGUAAAAAACUACAACCAUUGCCUAAUUUAAUUGCUAGUUCAUCCAAUAAAGAAUGUAUGCCAAUUUUUUUUAGCAACACUACCAGUAAUUUCAGAACUGCAUUACACUUCAGCUUGGAAAGUCGUCAUACACAGGGUCUUGCAAAUUGCCCUGCAAUCGGCAUAGAAGAGCUUGUGUAUGACACACAUUGUGAGGAUGUCUACGAGGAAGAGAUCGACCAACGUAACAUUACGUUUGGUCCCAGGAUCAAUGAUGCAAAUGAUGUUAAAGGGCAGAGGUGCUGCAUUGCAUACGAAGAGUGCCUUGUACACCUUGCCCGAUUAGCAGUGGGACAUCGUUGCGAAUUGGCAGACUGUUCUGCUCGCAUUGAUAUUUCAUGCAAAACAGUGGGAACAGCUAUGUUAAUCGAUUGGGUGUGUGAGAACGGCCACAAGCCAAGCUCCAUAUCGCGCUGGAGAUCACAGCCGUUGGUUAACGGGAUGCGACUUGGCGACCUGACGGUUGCAGCAAACACUUUGUAUUCGGGGAACAACUUCAGAAAAAUUCAAUUUUUCUUUAAAUGCAUUAAUGCUGGUUGCAUUAGUGAAAGUUCGUUCCUUCGAAUACAAAGAUUGUAUGCUGUGCCGUCAGUCAAUGAAAUGUACAGUGCCAUGCAGAACUCUGCCCUGGAGAAGUUCCAUGGCCAUUCUGUGAUAGUUAUGGGCGAUGGCAGGAACGAUUCGCCAGGACACAGUGCUAUGUACUGCACAUACACUGUGGUGGAGUGCGAGUCACUCACAAUACUGGCUGUGGUUGUCGUGGACAAGCGACAUGUCGGAAAGCGGUCCACUAAUAUGGAGAAAGAGGCGCUAGUGCGAGCCAUGUCGAUAGUGAGGGAAGCUGGGAUUAAGGUGGUGGAAGUUGUGACCGAUGCCCACUCACAGAUUGCAAAGUACAUCAGAACUCAGCACCCAUCCGUCAAGCAUUCGUUUGAUGUGUGGCAUGGCGCAAAAAACCUUUGCAAGAAGUUGAAUAAGGCAUCUACACCUGCAAAAUGCAGCCACCUUCGGCCGUGGAUCAGGGACAUCGUGGAUCAUUUUUGGUAUUGUUGCCAACACUGUGAUGGUUCGCUUAUCAAGCUGCAGGGUCUCUGGAAGGGCGUUCUACACCAUGUUAGAGGCGUGCAUGAGUGGUAUGUUGGAGAUGGAGGGCCUGGUUGUUGUCUUCAUGAAGAGAUGCCCGACAACCAGCCCACAGGAAAUAAGGAGUGGAUGACUACGGACAGUCCAGCAUUUGUUGCAAUGAGGAAAGUGGUACUCGAUCCAUACCUCAUCAGGACACUUCCUCAUUACAUCAAUUUCAGGUGGGAAUAGCUUAAAACGUAUUUUUUAAAUGUAUUACAAUACAACAUGCUUUACAAAAUGCUGACAGUAAACAGUCCAAAAAUGAACACUAUUAUAACAACUAAUUUGAAAACAUAUUGAAACAUAUUUAUUACAUUGUAAGCUGUUGACAAUAAACAUAAUUGCUAAU
This is a messenger RNA of Priapulus caudatus, 1516 nucleotides long. RefSeq lists its product as uncharacterized. The transcript has 7 exons. The record is from RefSeq and is a predicted model, not a curated record. NCBI's taxonomy places the organism in Eukaryota, Metazoa, Priapulida, Priapulimorpha, Priapulimorphida, Priapulidae. Bases 61 to 1356 code for a protein of 431 amino acids.